GUUUGGCCUAUGUUAGCCACCGUAGUUCCUUAUUCUAAGAUGGCGCUCCCGAUCAGGGGUAAUAUGAAAUAUCUCCUUCAAUUCAUUCAAAAGCGUCGUUCUCCAAAAAGACUAUUCCGCGUUGGACAAUGUGCGGACGGAAAGGAGCCUCCAGGUGGGCGUGUGUUCUCAGGAAUCCAGCCCACGGGUGUGCCCCACCUGGGGAACUACCUUGGGGCUCUGGAGAGCUGGGUGUCCCUGCAGAACCAGUACCCCUCAGUGCUCUACAGCAUAGUGGACCUGCACGCCAUCACCCAGCCCCAGGACCAAGCCCUGCUGCGGGUUAACAUACUGGACAUGGCUGCCAGCCUGCUGGCCUGUGGCAUCAACCCAGAGACAUCUAUCCUCUUCCAACAGUCACAGGUCUCUGAACACGCUGAACUGUCCUGGAUCCUAGGCUGUCUUACCAGUAUGCCCAGACUCAGACAUCUGCCUCAGUGGAAGAUGAAGAGUAAACAGAGGAAUGAGGGGAGUGUGGGGCUGUACACUUACCCCGUCCUGCAGGCUGCAGAUAUUCUCCUCUACAAGUCCACUCACGUCCCAGUAGGAGAAGAUCAGGUUCAACAUCUGGAGCUGGCUCAGGACCUGGCACGCAUCUUCAACAACACCUAUGGAGACUUCUUCCCUGAGCCACGUGCUCUGCUCAGCUCCACGCGGAAGGUGAAAUCCCUCCGUGACCCCUCCUCCAAGAUGUCCAAAUCAGACCCCCAGAAGAUGGCCACUGUCAACCUCACUGACUCUCCCGACGACAUCGUCCUCAAGAUCCGCCGCUCCGUCACAGACUUCACCUCUGAGGUGACAUUUGACCCUGAGGUUCGUCCGGGCGUGUCCAACCUGGUGCUGAUUCAUGCGGCAGUGGCGGGGUGCACGGUAGAGGAGGCAGUAGGGUGGGCCAAGGGGCUGGACACGGGAAAGUACAAACAGCUGGUAGCGGAUGCCGUGGUGCAGCGGCUCACACCAAUCAGGGAGGAGAUUGAGAGGCUGAGGGGGGACAGGGGGCACCUGGAGAGGCUGCUGGCCCACGGAGCCCAGAGGGCCAGGGAGCUGGCUGCACCUGUACUCAAGGAGGUCCGCCACAGAAUAGGCUUCUGCUGAGGGGAAAAGGGGGGGAUCAAAUUGCCUGUUUUCUAUGGUUUGUCAAUUAAUGAAUUUAAUUUACUUCUGAAUAAUCCCAAUCCAGAAUGUGUGUGUGUGUGUGACUGGAAGAUUGGCUAUGGUGCUUGACUAUGGGUUGUCAUUUAUGAGGCUCUGUGCCUUGUUUCAUAUUGCUGAUAAUGCUUUUUUUUUUUAAGAAUAAAUAUGUGCAGUAUG
Oncorhynchus gorbuscha (pink salmon) is the source of this 1350-nucleotide messenger RNA. It is a transcript of the gene wars2, whose product is annotated as tryptophanyl tRNA synthetase 2, mitochondrial. NCBI's taxonomy places the organism in Eukaryota, Metazoa, Chordata, Actinopteri, Salmoniformes, Salmonidae. Gene Ontology annotation, cellular component: mitochondrion; mitochondrial matrix. The transcript has 6 exons. Bases 10 to 1134 code for a protein of 374 amino acids. The record is from RefSeq and is a predicted model, not a curated record. Gene Ontology annotation, molecular function: ATP binding; tryptophan-tRNA ligase activity. Gene Ontology annotation, biological process: mitochondrial tryptophanyl-tRNA aminoacylation.